AUGACAGAAGUUCUCUACACCGGACCAGUCAUCGACUACAGAGGCCUGCCCCACGUCUUCGACGAGAUCAUGGACUCGAUGCCCUGGGAAGCGCUCCCAGCCCUGCGACUGACCAACAAGGAGGUCAGCGAGCGAGCCAACGCGCUCCUCUGGCGGCAUAUCGUCGUGCGUGUCGAGUGGCCAGGACACAUCGACAUGCUCGACCCCUUCCACCACCGUCGUAUACCGGGCCUGCGGUUCGAAUGUGCCUCGCAGACCGGUACUGUCCCCGACGCACACGAUGAACUGUUACUCUACCGCACGCUCGACAGAUUACGGCUCCAUACCCGCACCGUCGACCACUGGCUGCAUCCAGACGAAGAGCCUUACGCCACCCAUCCCAAGCCACCCCGGUGGCACGGUAACGUGUGUGAGGCGCUCGCUUCCGCGCUACACCGGGUCGACGUGUCGGCCAACGAGCUCCCGUUCCUCGCCCAAGAGGCCGAGCGGGUCGUGCUGCGCUAUCGACCGGCGUCGGCCCCGUCCGAAGUGGACCAGCGUCCGUACCGAGGCGCUUGGCCCGUCGGCUUCGGGUCCAAGCGCGUCGUCGCGCGGCUUGACUUGCCCGUCGACUUACAGCUGACCCCUGACGACUGGGUCAUGCUGUGGGCCGGCGUGCUACCGUGCCGCGAGUACCUGCCGCCUGCGUGCGACGACGUCGUUGUAGUCAUCACGCAGGGACGAGGGCAUCCACCGCACUUCUCGCGGUUCACGCCGCCGGCUGGUGACAGGGUACCACCGUACUUUGACCUUUUUCUCAGUAUCCUGCGCAACAUUGGGGCCAAGGGUGUCGCUGUCGUCGGCCUCGAGAGCGUCGACCCCGGAGUCUUCGGCUUUCAAGUCGAUCCAGCGAUGCAAGCUGAGGGCCGACUUGCACUGUUCAAGACUGCCAUAGACAAGUGGAUCAGCGAAUCCAGCGUUGAGGUGGUGACCGCGGAGCGCUACAGGCGCACGCGCGACUUGGACCUGUAUCGUUGGGGGCUGCUGGCCGCCGCGCCCGGGCAGCGUCUACCGCCGCCUUCGACGUGGGUCGGUGACUGGUGA
Molecule: messenger RNA, 1083 nt
Organism: Vanrija pseudolonga
Lineage: Eukaryota; Fungi; Basidiomycota; Tremellomycetes; Trichosporonales; Trichosporonaceae
Exons: 1
Coding region: 1-1083 (360 amino acids)
Source: RefSeq, a predicted model, not a curated record